AUGUGUAAUAAACCCAACAAUAACUCUAUAAGUCUUAAAGACAGACUUAUUCAGUCAUCAAAAACAAAUCAUAAUAAACCCAAUGAUACAACACCUAACAGUGAUCCCUCCACCAACACAGUAGAUAACAUGACUAAUGAGCUACCUGCAUCCUCACAACACCCAAAUAAUCACAUCGUAUCCAAGACCAUCGACACAAAUAAAUUCAAUUAUGAAACCAACAACAACACUAAUCACAUACAGAAUGUUCCAAAUACAAACUCCACAUCGAAUCAUAAUAUCAACAUCGAAACCGAUAAAAACGCCUUCGGAACAUGA
Macrosiphum euphorbiae (potato aphid) is the source of this 318-nucleotide messenger RNA. The record is from the annotation of a GenBank genome assembly. NCBI's taxonomy places the organism in Eukaryota, Metazoa, Arthropoda, Insecta, Hemiptera, Aphididae.